Molecule: messenger RNA, 417 nt
Organism: Lottia gigantea (owl limpet)
Lineage: Eukaryota; Metazoa; Mollusca; Gastropoda; Lottiidae
Exons: 2
Coding region: 1-417 (138 amino acids)
Biological process (GO): regulation of DNA-templated transcription
Cellular component (GO): nucleus
Source: RefSeq, a predicted model, not a curated record
AUGUCUACAACUAAGAAUGGUUUUUUCUUGCAGGCUAUACGCUGUACCCACCCUAACUGUACGUGUGAAUGUUUCACCCCGGAGAAAGCCUGUAUCAGAACUUGUGAAUCUUGUAAACAUGGUUGGGUCACCCAUGCUCUGGAUAAACUAGGCUUCAACCACGUUUUUAACCUCGGAAUGCAGGUCGAGAUUGUCCAGCCCAAUAUCGUGUUUGAUAUCGCCAGUUUGAUGUUAUAUGGUUCACACGCCACACCAGUACGCCUUAAAAUCUUACUUGAUCGCCUUUUCAGUGUCUUACAACAUGACGAAGUUUUACAAGUCCUCCACGGGUUUGGGUGGACGUACGAAGAUUACGCCAGGGGCUACAUUUUACAGGUAAGGAGCUGUUUUUACCUCUGUCUAAAAAUACUUCUUUGA